AUGACAGUGGUCGACUUGACAUUCUAUACGGUGUUGAUGUCAUCGGUACUGUUUGCCAUCAAUGAGAAACCAUGGCUGUCCAUCCAACACAUGAAGGCGUCACAAUGGAAGAACCUGGCAUUGUUUGCCGUGCUCAACACUGGCUCACUAUUGCUCUGGAACACUGGUCUCAAGUAUAUCGGACCAUUAGGCGCAUUAUUGUUGACAGACUAUACAUUUGAAACAUAUCCGAUUAUAUUGAAUAACUUGAUGCAGGGCAACUUGUUUGGAAAUGAUGUGGCGCGCGCUACAUUGAUGUUGGUUGGUGGCUACUUGUCGAUCCCUUUGUUUGGCGGUGUGACAGGCACAGGCACACCAUACUCCACACUGUUCUUUGGCGGCGUCUGUCUGGUGGUCUACAAUCUGUUGGGCAGCAGUGGUAUCAUUCACAAGUGGCAGCACAGCCAUGGAAGCGGCAGUGGCACGGCGGGCGUGCAGAACAGCAAGAACAAGCUGCACUCACUAGGCAUGCUGGCGUCGUCGCUGCUGCUGCUCGUUCUAAAGGUGUACGAGUACUCGACCACCCCAUACUCGGCCAUGCCUCCAGCCGACACGACGUCGCACGAGCUGUUCCACCUGCUGCAGCUGUUCUUUGUCGCGCUCUUUGGAACAUUCCUCAACCAUCACAUCGACUCAAUCAUCGAGCAACAGCUUGGCUUCCUCGUCUACAGCAAGGCGACCCUUACAUCCUAUCUCAUCACCUCUGCCGUCCUCUCCCUGUUCCUUGGCUUCAGCACCUGUCUCCCACCCCUUCUAAUCAUCAGCUUCAUGCUCAUCCUCACAGCUAUACAUAUACUAUUCUCCAAGUCCAAUCAAUUUGAUGGCGGUGCCAAUCAAGGACUGAUGGGAUUGGGCGCUGGCGCGAUGGCUACAAAGUCCACAUCAUCACUCAGUUUCAUUAUGAAGGAUGUCGUUCGCCAGAUUGUGGAGAAACCGACAUCUAGACGUAUCUUUAUCUUCUUGGUAGUCAAUCUGAUGUUCAUGUUUGUCGAGAUGGCCUAUGGUAUCUGGACCAACAGUCUUGGACUGAUCACUGAUGCCUGCCACAUGCUAUUUGACGCGACGGCAUUGUUCAUUGCACUCGUGGCCGAGGUCAUCUCACAGUGGAAGCCCAACGAGACCUACACCUAUGGCUACGGUCGUGUCCAAAUCCUCUCUGGUUUCGUCAACGGUAUAUUCCUGAUAUUCAUUGCCAUCACCAUCUUGAUGGAGUCAAUCGAAAGGCAUGUUCUAAGUCUCGCGCCCAACCUAACCCCAACCCCAACCCUAACCCUUACCCUUACCCUACCCUCACUCAAACAAUCAAUCAGACUGAUGGAGCCACCAGAGAUCAACACUGAUAAGUUGUUGUUGGUGUCUGUGUUGGGAUUCAUUGUUAAUAUGGUUGGCGUGUUCUCAUUCCAUGGCGAUCAUGGACACUCACAUGGAGGUGGAGGCGGCCACUCACACGCACACGGCGGCCACCACGAGGAGCCAGCCGAUCUGCUGGCACAAGGCCAACAACAACAACAACCAAAGAAGCGUAGUGUCAACAUCGAUGGAGUGUUCCUCCAUCUGCUGGCCGACACAUUGGGCAGCGUUGGAGUGAUCAUCUCGUCGCUCAUCAUCCAGAUCUGGGGCUACACCCUGGCCGACCCCAUCUGCUCACUCUGUAUCAGUAUUCUAAUCUUCCUCAGUGUAAUACCAUUGAUCACCAACACAGCCAAGACUCUGCUGCAGUGCACCCCAGAAGCCUUGACCAAGGAUGUCAGUCAAAUCAUUGGCAAUAUAACAAACAUUGAGGGCGUAACAAGAUACAGCGACUUCCACUUUUGGACACAUAGCGAAGAGAUGACAGUAUCGACCAUUAGAGUGUUUGUCGAGCCCAAUGCCAAUGAGAAGAAGAUUCGCAAGGCUAUUGGCAACAUCAUGAAGGACAACCAAAUCACAGCGUCUACGGUGGAGAUUGUCAAGGGCACCAGCAGCCAACAACACUCCUUCCAGCAUUCGAUCCCUCAUGCCUCGUCCUAA
Messenger RNA from Acytostelium subglobosum LB1, 2049 nucleotides. RefSeq lists its product as hypothetical. Gene Ontology annotation, cellular component: Golgi apparatus; membrane. Gene Ontology annotation, biological process: transmembrane transport; zinc ion transport; intracellular zinc ion homeostasis. Gene Ontology annotation, molecular function: zinc ion transmembrane transporter activity. The transcript is spliced from 4 exons. The record is from RefSeq and is a predicted model, not a curated record. NCBI's taxonomy places the organism in Eukaryota, Evosea, Eumycetozoa, Acytosteliales, Acytosteliaceae. Bases 1 to 2049 code for a protein of 682 amino acids.